Messenger RNA from Spinacia oleracea (spinach), 1976 nucleotides. RefSeq names its product F-box/LRR-repeat protein At4g14103-like. Lineage: Eukaryota; Viridiplantae; Streptophyta; Magnoliopsida; Caryophyllales; Amaranthaceae. Gene Ontology annotation, molecular function: protein binding. The transcript has 4 exons. The record is from RefSeq and is a predicted model, not a curated record. The coding region runs from base 270 to 1844 and encodes 524 amino acids.
ACAAAAAUUAACACCCCUUUUGCUUUCAUCAUAUUAACAGUUUGGGGAAUCUUUCCUUUUUUCUGAUUUCCUAAUUUAAUUAGGAAAGUAGCAUUAAAUUUUCCUAUUUAAUAAAAAGAAAUCUACAACCCUUUAUAAAAUCCAUUAGGGACACACAAGACGGAGAAAAUUCAUUGUUUAGUUUUCCUCUUCUACCAGAAGCUCUCGGGGCGGUUGUUAACUGAAUAAUUCUGGGAAUUAAGCUGUGAUAAUAUUUAUAGAUUCACUCAAUGGAUUUGAGAUUGAAACCAUUUACUACUAGUACUAGUACUAGUACGAAGAGGUUGAAACCAUGUGUAGACGAUAAUCCAGUAGUAGAAGAUAGGCUCACCAGUUUACCUGAUGAAUUGUUAAUUCGGAUACUUAGUUUGGUUCCUACCAAGGAUGCUGCUGCUACUUGCGUCUUGUCUAAGAAGACAUGGCCUGUUUUCCGUCAUAUGAUUAGCCUGGAGUUUGAUGAUUCACCUAUAUCCCAUUGUUUGAGACAUCCUUAUGCAGUUGAACGUUUCCCCAGUUUUGUCAACUUUGUGGAUAAUGUCCUCCAAUCAUACCAGUCUCAGUACCUCACCAGGUUUUGUCUUCGUAUGGGCAAGGACUUUCGAACUAGGUACUUCGGAGGUUGUGAACCAGCUAUGCGCAGAUGUGAGAAAUGUUGUUUGCCUGACUUGAAUCCCACACAAAUUAAUGCAUGGAUCUCUUUUCCAUUUACUGCUCCUAGUUGUGGUGGUGUAACUUUAAGGGAGCUUGAGCUCUGCAUUAACGUCAGGGAACCCGGUCAUAGUCAGCUUCCCCCGGAAAUCUUUACUUGUCAAACAUUGGAGGUAUUGAAGCUUGAUGUUAACCUUGGUCUUGACCUAGCUUACACCAUGCCAUCUUUUCAUCUUCCAAACUUGAAGUUACUGGACCUCCGUCUAUCUUUCAUCUCAGAAGAAAGCUUUGUGUCGAGGCUGGUUUCAAGCUGCCCUUUGCUCCAAGACCUCACUGUCAUAGCCUGGUUUAACCAUAUCCAUUCCAUGACUAUCUCUUCAACUUCUCUCAAGAGAUUGUGUUUAGACAUCUAUAUGCUCGAGAACGAAUUUGAUAACACUGAUUUUGUGCGUAUUCAUACUCCUAAUUUGGAGUAUUUUAAGUACAGUGAUAAUUUAGCAUUACACUACUCAAUCCCAAACAUGGAUCGUCUUGUCAAAGCAGAUAUCUUAAUGGGAUCCAACUUGCAAAUGGGAACACUUGAGGAAUCUACUAAGCAAGUGCUUAACUUUAUCAAACCCUUGUCUAAUGUUCAACAUUUAUAUCUGUUCGGCUGCUGCACAGGGGAACUAAACGUUCCAGGAGUAGAGGAUCAACUUCCCGUGUUUCACAAUUUGAAGUAUCUCAAGUUGGAUUAUGUUGGAUACACCUAUUGGGAUAAAGUGCUGUUGGCCUUCCUUAAUCGUUCACCUGUCUUAGAAACGCUUGUUUUUCCAUCGGGUAUAUCUGAUGCCUGUGUGGACCAACACGGGUGUGUAUCGGUAGUGGAAGAUGAUUUGGAAGCAGCGAGGAUGGAACGAAAAUUCUGCAGAAAAACUCUAGCAACUAUUCCAUGCUGUUGCAGGUCUUAUCUGAAAACAAUUGUGAUAUAUUCUUACUUUGGUGGUAUCAAACGGGAAAUAUAUUUGAUCAAGUUUUUGCUGAGACAUGCACUAGUUUUGGAGGAAUUAAUCGUAAUUCGAAAUGUUCGGUAUUCGAGAAGAGAUCCUAAGAGACUGGAGAGCAAGUUGCAAAAUUUACCAAGAGCCUCACCCAACUGUUUAAUUCAAGUGCAGUGAUCGAUAUUAUGAAACAAUGUUGAUUAGUUUUUGUAUUAUUAUAUUAUAUUAUUAUAAAUUUAUGAGAUCUUAUUUAUCACAUCAAUUUCAUUUUCUAAACAUGUAAGGAAAUUAAUGACAAACUUGGGCUAG